AUGCUGCGUCUGAUCGGCGAGGCGAUCCGCCAUCCACUGCGUGGACAUCCCGACGACAGCCAGAUCGUCACUUGCAUUGCACAGUAUGAUGGUUUGUCUGAUGACAUGGCAGCUAAGCGGGACCGGCGCUUCGGGACCCUGCAAGUCGGCACUGCGGCCGUAGGGUCUGCGGGCAUCAAGACCACACCCGCAGGGAUGGAUCGGCUGGACGAGCUGGUGUAUAAGCUGGCACACCAGGCAGGGGGCGGGAACGAGUCCAGGUCAGGGGAGCUGGUUCAGUCCGCGCUGGUGCGGAAGAUCGGGGCCAUGUUCUAUGUAGUAGAUGCGGAGGUGGAGGUAGAUGUGCCCUUGUCGCAGUAG
Messenger RNA from Penicillium verrucosum, 360 nucleotides. RefSeq lists its product as uncharacterized. The record is from RefSeq and is a predicted model, not a curated record. The transcript has a single exon. Bases 1 to 360 code for a protein of 119 amino acids. Lineage: Eukaryota; Fungi; Ascomycota; Eurotiomycetes; Eurotiales; Aspergillaceae.